CGAUCAGACAUCAAACACACCACAGCAGUCCAUCGUAUCACACAGCCAUACACGUACACCACUGCAGCACCACACACGUCACGAUGGCUCGUUUUUUGUGUUUGUUCCUGUCCGUCACCGUGAUAGCUGCCGCGGCGCUCAGCUCUCCGCUGAAUAACGACAACGACAAGCAACAGGACGUGACCAACAACGAUCUGGGGAUCACGGAACAACUUCAGGAGCUCAUUGAAAAACGUGACGUGUCCGUGGAACUCGGCGGUGCUACUGUGACCGUGUCACCCAGAAACUUGGAAGAAAACGAAUUGGGCCUCACGCUGAAGUUGCCCAGCUCUGCCGAACCCAGAAGCAAACGCCAUAAGCUGAAGAAGAUCCUGAUGCCCAUCAUGGUGUUCGUCAUGCUCAAGGCUUUGACCCUUAUCCCGCUCGCAAUCGGUGUGUUGGGCUUGAAGGCCUGGAAUGCCCUACAACUGUCCUUCUUCUCGUUCGUCAUAUCCAUUGGGUUAGCCAUCUUCCAGUUGGUCAAGAAGGCCGCCGAAUCUCCACCAUCUUUGACCACCCACGAUGCCGGCAUCUACGGUGCACCCCCGGCCCAUUACGCCAGGAGCAUCGAGGAACACGCCCACCAGUUGGCCUACGGUUCCAACCAAGUCAGAUAGACGCUGUCAAUCGACGUCGGUGCGACUGUUGCACAGCUGUUACAGCUGAUAGCUCAUGGACGCUGGGUCGUACACAAACGCUUAUUGGAUCCUCCGCGUAUCGUUACACGGAAAUAAUAAUAUUUAUUUACAUCGACUAUUUAUUACUACUAAAUUAUUAUGAACAACAUUGUAAAUACAGUAAAUUAUUAUCCUCAUUGUCUAUACAACUGGCUUAUUGUGGCCAUCAUUGUUUCCGAUUGAAAAAUAUUAUAGUAUAUUUUGUUAAUCUA
Sipha flava (yellow sugarcane aphid) is the source of this 928-nucleotide messenger RNA. RefSeq lists its product as uncharacterized. The transcript is spliced from 4 exons. Bases 84 to 656 code for a protein of 190 amino acids. Lineage: Eukaryota; Metazoa; Arthropoda; Insecta; Hemiptera; Aphididae. The record is from RefSeq and is a predicted model, not a curated record.